GGGCGUGGUUUAGUGUCAGCUCAGCGUUAGCCUGUCAGUUGGAGCGAGAUGAGCAGAGCAAAGUGUCACUGACAGAAAUUUUCGCACUAAAGUAAGCUGCUGUAAAACAAAUGGAGCUGUUUAAGCAACUUCACUCUAGCUGAUUGGACCAAAAUGUACGUGAGUCCUGACCAACAUGGCCCACUGGGAUAGUUCGAGUAGCAUGGAGCCAACAGGCGACUGCUCCCCUACAGUUCCUGAGUCAGAACUGUACCGAAGCCUCCAGGCUGUGCUGCCCCGUUGUACCGACCAGCAGCAAGGCCCAGACUGGUGUAACAAAGGAAUGCUGAGAUGGACACUUCACAAGAAGGUUCAAAACAAUCCUGCCAACAGCUUGUCUCUGCUGUGGGUGCUGAUAAAGGAGCUGGAAAAGGCGGAAAGAUGGGACUCUCGCAAAUCCAUCAUUCCUCUGCUCCAUACACUGAUGCACGCCAUCAUUCAGACGGCCUACAUCCCAGAUGAACUGUACAAGCGUGUGUAUGACUUCUGUAAGCGGCUACUGACCUAUCCUCAGCCUUAUUGCACCGUGGGCCUGGGCUACACAAGACAAAUAAAAACUGAACGCUUCAUCCCAGGCCUGAUGUACCAGAGGAUGAUCACAGCAGAGCAGAAGCUAAAAAACGAGCACUAUCCUUUUCAGGAGAGGGUUUUUGUGUUAGCCGAUCCAGAGGUCUUCUCUGGUUCCUUGAUACCUGCUGUAGUGGAGGACUUUGAGGUGUCUGCUUCGGGUUCGGCUGGAUUCCAGAGUCCGCUGGAACACAUGCGCAAUGUGGUUCAGCACACCAUACAGGCGGCGUUAGGACCACAGCAUUGCCACGGUCCAAAACUGGCUCAGGCACUCAGGGACAUGGGCCAAGAAGUGGAGCCAUACUUUCAGGAAGUGUUGGCAACUCUGGAGCAGUGCGUGGAGGAGGGCUACAGAGGAGAAGGGGGGAUGCUGAACAGCCGUCUGCAGCAGCUGUACAGCGAGAUUGUCUCUGACUCUGAUGCAGAGCCUUUGUGUGGAGGACCCAUGUGCGACUGCCCGAUUCCCAACCCUGAGAUGAGCUUCUACCUGUGGACAGAAGAUCUGGAUAUCUGGCGGGAGCUGUCAAAGUGGUUCCGAUCCAGCAGCAUGUCAGAACACUUCUCCUCCUUCAGCCAGGAACAGGAGGACUUUGAGCUCGGCGAAUCACCUUUCACUCCAGCGGACAUGCCUCGCUUCUCUAUUAUGUCCAACGACAGUGGCAUUGAAAAGGACUUGCCCCUCAGUUCGGAUUUUUCUCCAUCAACUUUACUGGACAACCCUUGUAUCGUUCCAGCGUGGGAACAGUGCAAAAAUGAGCAAGACUCGAGUAGGCUGUCACGGCGAGGAGGUAUCAAACUGAAACCGACGGCUAAGGACGGUAUGGCGCUCAUGCAAGACACGCUGGAGGACAACUCAAGUGCAGCAGGUGGAGGAGGUCCAGGGAAGGGAGGAAGGAGAGCGGCCACUCUGCAGAGGCGAGCGGGGAUGAGCAUGAUGGAGAACCACUUCCCCAAGCAGCAGCGACACUUUAUCGCAAAGAUUGUAGUUAUGGGAGAUGACAGAGUUGUGGGUCGCCUGGCUAAGGCUUAUUACUUCUACAGAAAGAGAGAAGCACGGCGGCUUUUUCUUACAAUGAGAGUCAGUCUCCAGUUCUACUACAUUCCUGUUUGCCCUGGUCAGCUGCCAGUCUCUCCUGUUACGGUAAACCUCAAUCAGUCCACGGGGGAUUCCUGCACUCUUGGUUCCUACUUGAGCAACGUGGAUCCAUGGUACAACAGCAACAUCAACAGUUUGGGAGGCAUGAUUCAUAAACUGGCUAAAUUGCAAGAAAUGAAUCCAGAGAGACCCAAAGACCCAUUCAUCUCUGAUGUCAUUGCUUACUAUGUCCGCAGCGGCCAGCAGCCUGUCUACUUCAACAUCUAUUUUGUAAAGAUUACAUUCCACAGCAUGACAAAGGAUCCAGUGGAAGAUGUGUUCCUCACUAACCUGGAAAUAGAGUUCCCAGAGUUCAAACAUAUUGCAGCUUCAAUGAAAGAUAAACAUAAGAGGAGCUCGGGCUUGGGGGAAGUCUGUGGAGUUGUUAUCUCUAUGAAUUACAAAAAGAUGACGUUGAGUGGGCGGGAUGUUGAUGUAGGAAUUUCAGCGCGAACAACAGGCGCUCAGAUUAAUGCCAUUCCCUCCAGCGAAGCAGAAGAUCUGAACUGUUUGACUCUAACAUUGAACGAAGCUCCAUCAAAGACAAAAGGCUCGAGUGGGGAAUCAAAGAUUCGAACAAGCAACAUUAAGAUUCGUACCUUGGAGAGGCGAUCGUUUACUCUCACCCUGGACAAAGACAGUCGGAGGAUUUACAAACACGUGCAGAGCGUCGAGAUCUCUCCUUGUCUGGAUCCUGGCUACUGCGUGCAGAAAUCCAUGGGGUCCAAAUUCUGCACCGAUGGAGCUAAAGAUGCUGGACUGAGCAAAUACAUGAGCAAAACUCUUCCUCUGCCAGUCAACACAUUUGCUGGCAUUAUCAACUGAUGUGUCAAAGCUGUCCUCACUUUGCUUAGUGAGCGGGAAUGAUGGUCGUCUUCCCAAACGGAUCUUCAAAGAACGACAGCAAAAGAAAGAAAACGGUUAUCUUUCAGACCUAACGAGCUGCUCCUGGACCCAAAGUGUUUCACGUCUGCCACUUUGCUCUUACUGACAUUGAUUGAGAAAGACUUUUUUUUCAAUUCAGAAGUAACUUAAGCACCACAUAUGAUCAAAUUCUGCAAGUGACUGCCUCAUCAAGUCCACUGGUUUUACAGUGUUAAGAAGUUUCAUCACGCUGCAAGAUGGGAUUGACCUACAUCAGCAUUGUGCUCUUCAUGAAAAACCUGCUGUGCACACUUUGGUGAUCACAGAUAUUCAUUAUAUUUAACUGUGCCUAAUACCAAUGAUCAAUAUUGUCCAGAGAGACCAGCAUAGAAAAUUAAGUAAGCAAAUAUACAUUGAUCAGCCACAAUAAAACCACUUGUAUUUAGCAGUUCAGGGUGCGGCCAUCAUGCAUUGUGCUUGUUCUACAAAUGGGAACCUGAGUUUGCAUCUUGGGGAGCAUUUUCAGCAGUCCUGUUUAGUCCACUUUUUAUUCAACCUCUAGUUUGUUUGCAGAGAAAAUCUGGUUUGUUUAGCAAGGAACCCAUCAAAACUCGAAUGCAGAGCAAAAAAAAAAAUAAAUAAACCAGACAUUCAACGUGAUCGUGAUGAGAAAAUAAUCAUUUCAGUCAUCAGACUUGAGACUUCACUUGAACUUGGAAUGAAGAAAUGAGACAUAACUUGGACUUAAGGAAACACGAUCUAACAUCUGUGUUUGGCACCUUGGCAUUUUUCUUGGUAUUCUAAACAGUGUUAGCCAUAGUAAAACAUGUCCUUCUAUUUACUAUGGCAUCAUGACGGUUCUUUAAGUACCAACGUUAAUCAGUUUCCAUUACCUGUCAGAGGUUUAGCUUUGUGGCUGAUCAGUGUUUGUAUUUCAGAGCAAGAAAAAAAUGUAUCGGUUAAUAAUUUGGAAGUCGUAACAACAAAUCUGCGGGGAACAUGCUUCGUGAAGGCAUCACACAAUGCAGAAGAUUUGAAGAGCUGAUCUUAACGCUUACUUUACUCCUAUUUACACACUACCUUCAAACCUUCUUCCUGACCCACACAGACACACGCGAUUAUACAAGAAUGCCCUCUGAGCUGACCUGCCACCUGCUGGAACAUCGAUCUUACUGCUCUGAUCUGAUGCUCAGGAUCUUUGUUACUGCUACCAUUCAGACAUCUAGUCCUGUCUCAUCUGUUACAUAAUGUACACUCGUUUCAAUGUGAAAUUACUGACAUUAACCUUUAUUUUGAUUGUAGACAUUUUCCAGAAUCACCUGACAUAACAUGGUGCAACUAGAAGCAUGAGCAUCGUCAGGAAUUACUCAGGACAGAAGCAACUAUUAAUUAUAAUCAAAUUAAUAGUUGGGAAGGUGCUGUUAGGCCUCUGAUUUACCCUCUUAUAAGGCAAUAUGCACUAACUACAGGGACAGUUUUUCAGGGUUGCAUACUUGCUAUUACGCAACACAGACAUGUUAUAACAUGUGCAUAGAUACAAGUAAAACAUCUUGCAGCAUUGAAGUGGACCUGCUAUACAUUAAAUGGUAUAUUUUAGUGUUAAAAUUUUAUGUUGCACUAAAUUAGCAUUUUUAAAGCUGUGUAAAGUAUAUAUUUAAAGUAUAAAAUAAGACUUGUAAUUACUGUGAAAUAUUCUAUUAAUGCAUAAUCACCAUUUGAUAUCUCUCAGCGUAGCAAGGGAGGAUUGUGAUCUGACACAACUACUGGUUUUGUUCUUUUUUCAUGGCAAAUGUAAAAGUGAAGCGAAGGUUGUAUUUAAAGGUUAGUUACCUGCAGCAGUAAGAUGUUUGACGUCUAGGUUUGACACUGAAACUGAAGCCAACGGCUCGUUAAAGAGGUGCUAAGACCUAAACGGACUUCUAGCGUCUUAAAACGACUCCAGUCUCAAAAAUGCCAGAGCAAUUUAAGUAAACUGGGUUAGUUAUUUAUACUGAUGCUGAUGAUUAAAUAUAGAGGAAACAGUGGUAGGAAGUGCUACACCGCCAUCAAUGAACUACUGAGUACAGGACAUGUAAGCUGUUAAUGAUGAAGGCCUACCUGAUAUGAAGCAGAUUUAUGGCAGAUUAAAAUUUGUUUUCGUUCAUUUUUAUACUUCUGUACUUUGAAAUGAAUUAUUUUGGGUUUUUACUGUUACAUUUUCAAGAUCAUCGUUUGUGCACUUCCUCCUACUUUGAAUCAUUGGCGUCUGAGUAGAUAAUGGCUCAGUACAGGAUUAUGAUGUGAUGAAAACAUUAAAGUGUUUCCAUUGACUGCUGUAGUAUUUUUGAGAUUGGAAGUUUUUUUUUAGAUGGUACAAAUCUGCUUUGCUCUUGGUUUCUCUCAGCUUACUAAACUUAGAUACCAAUAUUUGUAUAUUACAGGUAGCAUAUUAACAUCUUUCCAUUUUUAACAGCUUCACUUUAAAAAAAAAAAGGUCAACUAUCCCUUUAAGUUACUGUUUAAUGUAUUUGUUUUUACUGGUUAAAAUCAAGUAUAAUUUGCACCCUGAUGAGUAUGAUUUCUGUCGCUAAAGACCUCAGGAACUGGAAGUGGUGUGUGUUUAAAUGAAUGAGAUUCAUUAACCAAUUAGGUGCAUGUAUAUGUGUAUCUGCUGAACUGGCAGGGGAUUAAUCAUGGGUUUGAAAUUCAUGAUGUAUUUUGCACAUUGUUUCCUCCUUAUGUUAUGAAUAUGUGUUGCAUUCAGACUUUGGGAAUGUUAUUGUCUAAAUAAAUGAUUUGGUUUUC
Molecule: messenger RNA, 5389 nt
Organism: Poecilia reticulata (guppy)
Lineage: Eukaryota; Metazoa; Chordata; Actinopteri; Cyprinodontiformes; Poeciliidae
Gene: pik3r6
Product: phosphoinositide-3-kinase regulatory subunit 6
Biological process (GO): G protein-coupled receptor signaling pathway; positive regulation of MAP kinase activity
Cellular component (GO): phosphatidylinositol 3-kinase complex, class IB
Molecular function (GO): 1-phosphatidylinositol-3-kinase regulator activity
Source: RefSeq, a predicted model, not a curated record